AUGUCCAAAUUGAAGUCUGUUGUUUAUUCGGACCACUCUUCACCUUUAGAAUUUGAAGAAGGAUGGAGCUCAGUUAUAUUAGAGUAUAAAUUGCAGGAUAACGAAUGGCUGUCUGCUAUGUUUAGGAGGCGUAAAAGUUGGAUUCCCGCAUACUUUUUAGAAAUUGAUAUGGCAGGCUUGUUACGCACCACGUCGAGAAUCCGUACAGUAGAAGAUGACAAGAAUUCAUCCAAGACACCAAGGUUGGAGACUACAUUAGAGAUUGAAAAAGAUGCUGCACGUAUGUACAGGCUGGCUCUCUACUACCGUGUUAGGGAAGAAAUAAAAAAUGCUUUUGUUCAUACAAGCAUGCCCGAGAUGACACAAACCGAUGAGACACGGGUUUUUAUGUGCAAAGAUGAUUUACUCAAAUGCAAACUAUUCAAGCAAUGUGCCAUUCAUAGAAUCCCACGUCAAUUUGUAAAAGCCAGGUGGACAAAAGAUGCAUUGAAAAAUCAUUCCUCAAUAGGCUCGCUUGAAACUCCAUCGAAUUGUAACAGGACUGAGCAGACAAAACUCAAACGUACAAGAGCAUGGUUUGAAUUCGAGAGCUGUUUGGACUUGGUUGGCGAUGAUGAGGACAAGUUGGAUAUGGUGAGGUUACUUUUACGAGACAUGGGAGCAAAGUUGAAGAAGGAUUCUGAACAUGAUGACGAACCAGGUCAGGCACACCGAGCUGAUGCAUAUAUAGGGCCUGUACCACUUAAUGAGGAAUGCAUUCGGAAUCCUAAUAUCAGCAAGAACAAAGGUAGUGGCUCACACAUUAAAAGUACUCGAGAGAUAUCUAUUCAGUCUAAGGGACAACGUACAUGCAGCAUUUGUAAUAAAACCGAAGGACACAAUGCGUGCACGUGCCCCACUCUAAAAAAAUAG
This is a messenger RNA of Daucus carota subsp. sativus, 912 nucleotides long. Its product is annotated as protein FAR1-RELATED SEQUENCE 1-like. The record is from RefSeq and is a predicted model, not a curated record. Lineage: Eukaryota; Viridiplantae; Streptophyta; Magnoliopsida; Apiales; Apiaceae. Bases 1 to 912 code for a protein of 303 amino acids. The transcript has 3 exons. Gene Ontology annotation, biological process: regulation of DNA-templated transcription.